CACUCGAACAGCCCCGCGAUUCUCCCCCGCUCUCCACUCGCGUCACGGAAUCUCUUCCCUCCACGACCCGACGCUGCUUCUUCUUCCUCGAUCCUAGCCCUAACCCUAAUUCCCCGCAACCCUCGCUUCUCCCCCUCCUCUCCUUCGAUCGGGAUGAGCACCUUGAGAUCGAUUGCCCGCCCCCACAGCGCCGUCUCCUCCUUCAUCUACUGCUACCGCGGCUACGCCCGUCUAGGGUUCGCACCCUCCGCCCGAAACCCUAACGUCCGGAUCCCCUCCCCCUCUACCUCGUCUUCUUACCUGCACUCUGCUUUCGUCCUCGACUUCGAUCUCACGGGGGCGGCGACUGCGUCCAGAUCCGGCCAAAGGAGGACUCUCACGAGGGUUUCCAAUUGGAAUUCGGAGAAAUCUCCCUACGAGACCCUCGAGCUGGAAAGAGAUGCUGAUGAAGAGAAGAUAAAAUCUGCGUACAGGAGAUUGGCCAAGUUUUAUCACCCUGAUGUGUAUAACGGUAGGGGAUCUCUAGAGGAAGGUGAAACCGCUGAAGCUCGCUUUAUCAAAAUUCAAGCAGCUUAUGAGCUUUUGAUAGAUGUGGAAAAGCGAAGGCAAUAUGACAGAGAUCACCGAGUCAAUCCACUGAAGGCUUCUCAGGCAUGGAUGGAAUGGUUAAUGAAAAAGCGAAAAGCUUUUGAUCAACGGGGAGAUAUGGCUAUUGCGGCCUGGGCUGAGCAACAGCAGCGUGAGAUGAAUCUCCGUGCUCGCCGCCUCUCUCGUUCAAAGAUCGAUCCCGAGGAAGAGAAGAGGAUAUUGGCCAAGGAGAAGAAGGCAUCGAUGGAGUACUUCUCCAGUACAUUGAGGAGGCAUACUCUUGUUUUGAAAAAGAGAGAUUUAAUGCGGAAAAAGGCGGAGGAGGACAAGAAAAAGGUCAUUACUCAACUUCUAGCCGCAGAAGGACUUGAGCUCGACACCGACGACGACGAAGCUGCCUGAGAUAUUUACUAAAUGUUGAAUUAUUCUUUGUACAUAGAAAUUCUCUUCGGUUGAUGUUUAAAAUCAGAAAAUUCAACAGAAGAGCCCAAAUCUGUAUUAUUAUUAUUUACGUCGGUGUAUAUUUGUUCCGAUGGAAAGAAAAUAUUCCAAAAAUGUUAUGUUUC
This is a messenger RNA of Ananas comosus (pineapple), 1154 nucleotides long. RefSeq names its product meiotically up-regulated gene 185 protein-like. The record is from RefSeq and is a predicted model, not a curated record. Bases 154 to 990 code for a protein of 278 amino acids. The transcript has 5 exons. Lineage: Eukaryota; Viridiplantae; Streptophyta; Magnoliopsida; Poales; Bromeliaceae.